Tachysurus vachellii is the source of this 3711-nucleotide messenger RNA. It is a transcript of the gene camkva, whose product is annotated as CaM kinase-like vesicle-associated a. NCBI's taxonomy places the organism in Eukaryota, Metazoa, Chordata, Actinopteri, Siluriformes, Bagridae. The record is from RefSeq and is a predicted model, not a curated record. The transcript is spliced from 11 exons. Gene Ontology annotation, cellular component: intracellular anatomical structure. The coding region runs from base 187 to 1392 and encodes 401 amino acids. Gene Ontology annotation, molecular function: calcium/calmodulin-dependent protein kinase activity; calmodulin binding; ATP binding. Gene Ontology annotation, biological process: peptidyl-serine phosphorylation.
AAGAGAGAGAGAGAGAGAGAGAGAGAGAGAAAGAGAGAGGGACCUGCGCUCAGCUCUCAGUGGAAGUUGAACUCGAAUCUAGUUCGGAAUAUUUUGUUCAUUUUCCCUUCAAUAAGCUGACUGUAAUAAACAGAGGUCGCCCAGCCGAUCACAGCACAACACAUACAGCCUUUCAGAUAAAUCGCCAUGCCGUUUGGCUGUUUAAUUUUUGGAGAGAAGAAGGAUUAUAGUAGUCCUGGUGAGGUCACUGACAAAUAUGACCUGGGGCAGAUGGUCAGAUCGGAGGAGUUUUGUGAGAUUUUUCGAGCGAAAGAGAAGAACACACAGAAAAUGUACACCUGCAAGAAAUUCCUAAAGAAAGAUGGGAGGAAAGUGCGAAAGGCUGCAAAGAAUGAGAUACUUAUCUUGAAGAUGGUGAAGCAUCAUAACAUCCUCCAGCUGGUCGAUGUCUUUGAGACAAGAAAAGAGUACUUCCUCUUCCUGGAACUAGCUACAGGCAGGGAGGUCUUCGACUGGAUCUUAGACCAGGGCUACUAUUCGGAACGUGACACUAGCAAUGUUAUCAGACAAGUGCUUGAAGCUGUGGCUUAUCUUCACUCUCUCCGCAUUGUGCACCGCAACCUGAAGCUGGAAAAUCUUGUUUACUACAAUCGUCUAAAGCACUCUAAAAUCGUCAUAAGCGAUUUUCACUUGGCCAAACUGGAGAACGGACUCAUUAAAGAGCCUUGUGGAACUCCUGAGUACCUUGCUCCAGAGGUAGUCGGCAGACAGCGAUACGGCAGACCUGUGGACUGCUGGGCCAUCGGCGUGGUCAUGUACAUCCUACUGUCAGGAAACCCACCUUUUUAUGACGAGGGUGAUGAUGACGAUGACGACAGUAAUGACAAGAACAUGUUCCGGAAAAUUCUGUCAGGAGACUAUGAGUUUGAUUCACCGUACUGGGAUGAUAUCUCAGAUUCUGCCAAAAGUCUAGUUGCAUCUUUAAUGGAAGUGGAUCAAGACCAAAGACUGACUGCACAGGAGGCAAUCAGCCAUGAGUGGAUAUCUGGGAAUGCUGCAUCUGACAAGAAUAUUAAAGAUGGUGUGUGCGCUCAGAUUGAAAAGAACUUUGCCAAAGCUAAAUGGAAGAAAGCAGUCCGUGUGACCACUUUAAUGAAGAGGCUCCGAGCUCCAGAGCAGAGUGACUCUGGGGCCUCGAGCCCAGCUUUAGGAGCAACUGCAGGAUCUGUGACUCUGAGCAACACGACGGUUGCCAUGGCUUCAACCACUGAACCUCCCUGCAGCACUGUUGAGCUUCAGGAAAUAAGAGAAGAAGCUCCCGCACGGUGUAAUGGAGAGAUUCCUGCUCCUCUGCAACUGAGUGUAGAGACCAGAGAAGAGCAGAAUGGCUAACAUGGAUGUACACAAAGGCAGACACGCACAUUGUAGAAAGGAAGACAUAUUGAAAAAUCACUGGUUGAGUGAACCAAUCUUGUUGAGAGCCAUUUAAUCAUUCUCAUUUUGUUUUGCAUAUCCUUCCCUGUUUGUAUGUUGUUGUUUUUUUUAAUUAUUUAUUAUAUAUACACAGCAAAUGCAUUAUAUUUAACAUGAAGCAUUAUUUCAUGUUCGGUUAUGUCCUAAGUAUGUAAAAAAAAUUAGAGAAACUGUAAAGAAAUAAAAUACAAUUAGAAGCAUCGUUCAUAUUUAAUUGGACGUAGGGGCAAACAAACCUCGUAAAUGAAUCAUUGCAAACAAAUUAUUUAAAUGCCUAACUGCAUAAGAUUGACCUCUAGUAAGGUUUGAACUUUGCUGAAAAAUUACUGAAGAAUUUCCUAUUAAUUUAAUGUAACUAUAAUAUUAAUGUAAUUGUAAUGUUUUAUUAUUUCGUCUAAAAGUGAACAUCUUUCCUUCCGAUGUUUGAGAAUAAAUCACCUUUUACUGUCUUGUGACUCAAAACCCAAACAUAUAGCGUUCUUACUGAUGUAAAAUGCAAAACUGCUUUAGAAAUAAUAACAGGGGUUACAGUGACGUGUGGUAAUGACUCUUAUUUAAUAAUUUGAUGUCUUUUAAAGCGUAAACAUGAACAAUCCUUAAUACGUUAUUUCUUGCUGUACAAAUUGCCUUUUACUCUGUUCAUGUUAAUGCCUUUCUCUGUCUUUGUGGCAUUUACUCUUAUUGGGCCUCAUUUUUCAGAUUAGAUGUAUAAAUUAUACAUUUAUGUUAAUCAUGAAAAGCCAAUUAGAUCAGAUAAAAAUUUAUGCCUAUAAAGAGACAUAAAUCAAGAUUGUUUAGUUUCAACGUUUGGGUUUUUCAUUUCAAUUUCAUGCAGAAAAUUUCAUGAUGAUUUUUAUGUUUUUGUGAAAGAAAGCAAUUCGACAACAAAUCCAAAAAUGAAGACAUUAUAAAAUUAGCAGUUGAUUUAGGACAAAUGAAAUUGCAUGCUAUAAAAAGAGGAAGAGUUAACGUAUGUAUAAGGUGGGCAACACUCUGCGGUGGCUGAGCUGCAUUACUGGAAGAUUGAUUUAGCACACAUCAUAACUAGGAAGUGCUCUUUUGCUAUUUGGACAGUAAUUUCAGCUCUCUGAGCUUUGUCAAUAAAUGUAGGUGUGACAUCCUUUGGUAAUUUGGUGAUUGUCAUUUAAUAAAAAUCCACACAUGAGAAAAUCAAUGUUACUAAAACAUUUGCAAAUCUGUCCAGAAUUCUUUAAACACAUUUACCAAAAGACUGAUAAAUGAUGCCCAUUUCAUGUGCCAUUAACUUAGUGUAUGUCUGACUUUCAAAGAGGCUAGAUGUCUCUCAGUAGAGCUAAUUGCUAAUCAAAAUGAAAUAUGUGCAUGGGUCCUUACUGAUAUUGAUGUUUUGUAAUGAAUUUGUUCUGUACACAUAAACCUUCGUCUUCACAUGUACUUUAUAUUUUCUUAAUGAGGUUCAAAUGCCAAAUUCAAUCAAGCCUUUACUAUUAUUAUAAAAAUAGUCUAUUAUAAAUAAAAAAAUCUAAGACAUUUUGCCAAAUAGAUAAAACAUAGCAUUGGACUUAAAAGAUUUGAAUACUAGUUCAGUAAUUAAAUACUAGUUAAUAUAAUUGGUGUCUUCACUACCAUGUACACUUGGAUCAAACAGUCGACGCGUUGACUUAAGACCUGGUUUGAUUGAAUUUGACCAUAAAUGAUAUCAAAAGUAUAAACAUAUGUUUGUUGUUUAGAUGUUGUAGAUAUUUGUACUGCAUUUCAGAGAAAAAUGCACAAUAUACUGAAUACAAUAGUAAUUGUUUAGUUAGUCAAACAAAAAUCCAUCAGUGGGUUGUUAACUGAUUCUGUUUAAUGUGCAGUACAAACUGAGCAAUAUCUCUAUUGCUGUGAUACUGUGAAACUGCCAUACUGGUGAUGUGGAGGGCAACUUGCCAAAAUUCAUCCAGAUUGUUGAGCAAUUUACAUCAUCAUUUCACGCUUCAGUGUUUUCUUCCUUAUUUCUACUUUAGGACGUUAUUGCACUUCACAAUGAGUUUGUUUUUAUUUAAUAAAACAUUUGUUUAACAGCUGAAUAACACUUUACCACAUUUUUGUGGACAUUUUAACCAGUCACUGAUUUUAUUAUUUGGUAGGGUUUAUUAUUAUUAUUAUUAUUAUUAUUAUUAUUAUUAUUUUACAUAUUAGUUUAACAUAUUUUAGUCUAUGCUCUGUUUGUGUUAAUGCGGAAACUAACACACUUUCAAUAGCAGACUCACCUUUAUA